AGCUCCUUUCCGCAAAUGAACGUUGACCAAGCAAGCAGUCGGACACGAACGAGUCCCGAUCCAGAACGGCGCUGAAGGAACAGGAAUAUUCAGCGGAAAAAAAGAAGAAAGCGGAAAAAGUGGUCUUUUCUUGCCAGAGCUGGAAAAUUUCAUUGUUAGACUAAUACAAAAAAGGGAUAAAAGCAAGAGUCGUGUUCCCCUACAUACACACUUGGAUAGCACCAAAGGAGGAACGUAAGAGCAGGAGUCUGUGAAAAUUUUCUGCCUGAGGAACGAGAUUCGGAUUUUUACACAUCUCAACCCGCAACAAAUAUAAGAAACACCUAAAAUAUGAGCGCUGAACCAACAGCAGAGUCAGCUCCAGACGGACUCGCACCGGGCGCAGCGGGUGGAGAGCCUGGGGCGGAUGGAAUUGUUGGCGGACCAAGAACUCCCCAGCAGAUUGCGGCACAGAAGCGGCUGCAGCAAACACAGGCACAGGUCGAUGAGGUUGUGGAUAUCAUGAAAACGAAUGUCGAAAAGGUGCUGGAACGAGAUCAGAAACUGUCGGAGCUGGACGACCGAGCCGAUGCCCUGCAGCAGGGAGCCUCACAGUUUGAACAGCAAGCCGGCAAAUUAAAGAGGAAAUUCUGGCUGCAGAACCUAAAAAUGAUGAUAAUUAUGGGUGUCAUCGGCCUUGUUAUACUUGCAAUCAUUGUAGCGAAAUUUAUGCCAGCUGAACAACAGCAACCGAUGAUGGGUCCACCGCAAGGUUAUCCGAUACAAAUGCAAUCACAGGUUGUCCCCCAGGCUCAGCCUGUUCCCGCGGCGCUCGUACAGGACACCUCGUCGCUAGUUUCUUAUCAAAAUCAAUUGAAAAACUAAAACUUAUAAACACUAAGACAAAACAAAUCAUGAUAAACUUAAAGUUAUUCAGAGAUUGAUGAAGGGGAAAACGAAAAAACACACUACCUAACUAAAUAAAUUUAUGUAUGUUGUUACUGAUCUCAUUUGAAUUUUGUCGGGCGACAAAAAAAAAGUAAGCGAAGGAACUACGGUCUUCGUUAUGAACGUUACUUCGAAGAUUCCAAGAGCUUUUUCCCCGAAAGCGCGAAAUAUUUUGAAAAUAUACUCAAAAGAAACCAGUUACAUUAAUCAGUAAAUAUUAGUAAGCAUCACAAGUUCUAACAACCAAUCCGAGCAGAUAAUUAUUUUUGUUCACAGCUUUACAUUCCCCAGUCGAUUAGCGCAACUUUUCAGUACAAUACAGACUGCAAGUAGAAUAAACUUGAUAGAUCACGUCAUGAUCAACCAUAUGUUCUUCAACAACAAUCUCUGCAUGUUAUCUCACGAAAGCAAGUUUAUAAGUAUAAAUCUAGUCGUUUCUCCUAUUAACGUCUCUCAAAACCAUAGAAAAAGUGUUGAAAGGAAGUAAAAUAAACUUGCCACAUUACUUGAUUUUUGAAUUUCGCUAACCCCAUCACCGCAGAUAGAAUUUAUAUAUUACUUUUCAGAAGAAGCUGAAGAAAUAAAAAAAAACAGAUCCCAAACAAAUGGAACAGAAGAAGAUGUUAUAUUCCGAAGUUUAGAAAUAUUAAACAAAAUGCAUUCAAAACUAGCAGUAGAAACUGUACUCGUUCCAACCAAAUUUUUCGAACACAGCAUUAUUUUUCAAGUUCUUUCAUGCAAUGAAUUAAUCAUAAGCGAAGUGAAAACACUAGGGACAUACAAAGAAGAAUAAGAAAAAAAACAUAAACUUGACUCAACGAUGGAAAACAUAGUGACAAAGUAUAGUUUAGAAGAUAUCAAAUAGGCAAACAUUAACAACUAUGCAGAGAAAGGUACACGAUGCAGGAACAUUGACUAUGCUUGAUCGAAGUGGCGGGAAUAGUUAUUCAUAACCAGAGAGAACACUCACAUACAUACGCAGAAACGCGCACAUGCACACAAACACCACUUCCAUCACCCAAGACGAGACGGGAAAGAAAGAAACGAUCUGAGGCAAGAGAAAAUAAUCACAACAAAGCGUGUUAUGUAAUAAAGAAAAAUGAUUACAAUAGAUGAGGAAAAUUCACCGAAACAUUAUUUUAGUUUUACUUUUUGAAUUAAAUAUCUUCAAACAAACAAAAAAUGAACAUAUAUACUGAAAAAUAAUAAUAAUACUAAUAAUAAACAGAGAGAAAAUACAAAAAAUUACAUAUAUAUACAUAUAGCUUUGAAAAUUGUAAAAACUAUAAAUUAUUAUCUAUACUUUCGCCAACUGGAUAUCAUGCGGAAUGGGAGAACAAAGUGUUGCAGCAGGUACGAAAAUAAAAAGAAGGCACGACUUAUGGGUCCAGAUGAAGGGCAAGUAAAAAUUUACAGCGAAAAUCAAUACACAUGGUACGAGAAGAAAAGUAUAAAUAAUAAUGAAUAAACAAUACAUAAUUAAUGAA
Molecule: messenger RNA, 2414 nt
Organism: Toxorhynchites rutilus septentrionalis
Lineage: Eukaryota; Metazoa; Arthropoda; Insecta; Diptera; Culicidae
Product: neuronal synaptobrevin
Exons: 7
Coding region: 331-864 (177 amino acids)
Biological process (GO): vesicle fusion; vesicle-mediated transport
Cellular component (GO): plasma membrane; SNARE complex
Molecular function (GO): SNAP receptor activity; syntaxin binding
Source: RefSeq, a predicted model, not a curated record